Messenger RNA from Penicillium digitatum Pd1, 939 nucleotides. RefSeq names its product 5'/3'-nucleotidase SurE. Lineage: Eukaryota; Fungi; Ascomycota; Eurotiomycetes; Eurotiales; Aspergillaceae. Gene Ontology annotation, cellular component: P-body. The record is from RefSeq and is a predicted model, not a curated record. Gene Ontology annotation, molecular function: hydrolase activity.
AUGCACAUCCUGGUCGUCAACGACGAUGGUCCGCCAAGCACCAAGCUUUCACCAUACCUCCAACCUCUAGUCAAAACCCUCGAAGCAAACGGCCACCAAGUCUCCGUAGCAAUCCCGGCAGCCUCUCGCUCCUGGAUUGGCAAAGCCCACCUAAUUGAAGCCUCUCUAACAGCCAGCUACGUACACCCAGACGCGUUUAACGCAGACGGCAGCUGGGACGAGAGCUUUGAAUCCCCAGACCCGGAGAAUGACUGGGUGGUGAUCCGCAACGGCACACCGGCCAGCUGCGCGCAACUAGGUCUGCACAAUCUAUUCAGUGAGCGCGCGCCCAUCGACCUUGUCAUUUCGGGUCCGAACCACGGCCGCAAUGCUUCCACCAUCUACAACCUCUCCUCGGGGACGGUAGGCGGUGCGCUGGAGGCGGUGUUCUGUGGUAAGCGUGGUAUUGCAAUCUCGUUUGGUAGCAAGGACCCGCAGCCUGAUGAUGUUAUUGCUGCGGCCGCGAGACUGGCUGUUAGGGUGGUGCAGCAUCUUUACGGGAACUGGGAUGAGCGGGUCGAGCUUUACAAUAUCAAUGUUCCUAUGGUUCUUGAUGUGGAGGAGAAGCCUGUGAUUUACACACGCACGUUGCCGUAUUAUUGGUCCAGAGGAUGCUUGUAUGCUGAAGAGGAGACAGGAAAGAAGGUGAAUGGUGUGAAUGGGGUUCAUGUCAACGGCGAGACAAACGGCACGGGUGUUGAUGGAUACGCCCCUGCGUCUGCCAGACAGCGGCAGUUUAAGUGGUCAGCUGAUUUGUCGGAUAUGAAGAAGACGAUGCAGGAAAGUGAGGUCGGCACAGAUGCCCACACUGUGCUCAAUGGGUCAACGAGUGUGACUGCCCUCCGAGCCAAUUUCUGGCAUGUCCCCGGUCUUGAAGGACCACUGGACCUUGAUUCUUGA